Boleophthalmus pectinirostris (great blue-spotted mudskipper) is the source of this 1595-nucleotide messenger RNA. It is a transcript of the gene vsig8a, whose product is annotated as V-set and immunoglobulin domain containing 8a. The transcript is spliced from 7 exons. The coding region runs from base 177 to 1217 and encodes 346 amino acids. Lineage: Eukaryota; Metazoa; Chordata; Actinopteri; Gobiiformes; Gobiidae. The record is from RefSeq and is a predicted model, not a curated record.
GAAACUCACCCACGUUUAUCUAGUUUCAGUCACUUUUUAAACACUGUAGCUAGUAUAAAUUUAGUUUUUAGUUUUGUUUUUUUAUACCCAAGAAUUUUUAGUUUAAAAAAAUUUAGAAAAAGUUUAGACAAGAACCUGAAAGAUCCUUCGUACUCAAAGUUUCACCUCAGCCUGCGAUGUUCUUGAUAUACAUAACAAUUCUAUGUGCAGAGCUCCUGGGCACGAGGGCGAUGGAGCUGGUGGACAGUGGGCCUCAGACCUUGAUGAAAGCCCAGGGAGAGAGCGCUGUUCUGGGCUGCAGGUACAAGCCCGGCCCUGGAGACACUGGAGGCCUGGACAUCGAGUGGUCCAUAGUGAGCCCGGACACAACCCAGAAGGACCAGAUGCUGGUCUCGUACAGCGGUGGCAUUCAGUACGUGCACCGGGAGAACCCCCUGACCAAGGGUAUGAGCUUCUCCAGCCCUGACCCCUCCGCCUCUCAGGAUGCCUCCCUCUCCAUCGCCGCAGUCACCCCGGACCACAGCGCCACCUACCAGUGCAAAGUGAAACAGUCCCCUGGGGUGGACACUCGCAAGGUGUCCCUGGUCGUCCUGGUGAAGCCGUCAGUGCCUCGGUGCUGGGCGGAGGGGACCCAGAUGGAGGGGGAGCCCGUGACUCUGCACUGUAAGUCUGCCAGCGGCUCCGGGCCCCUCAGCUACACGUGGAGGAAGCAGAGCGGACCGUCAGGGGCCAGUCCGGAGCAACAGGACAGCGCUACCGGAGAACUGAAGAUUAGCAACCACUCGCAGAGCCACGCGGGACUCUACCUGUGUGAAGUCAACAACGCCGUGGGGUCGGAGCGUUGCCAGGUCCACCUCCGAUGCAGCAAACCCCCCAACCGAGCGGCGGUGAUCGUGGGGACGGUGAUCGGCUGCAUCCUCCUCAUCCUCAUCCUGCUCCUCUUCAUCGCAGUGCUCUACUGGAAACUCAGGGGGCGCCGCAGAUACGACAAAGAGUUCUCCAAUGACAUCAGAGAGGACGUCCCCCCUCCGGAGAGCCGACCCGUCAGCCGCAGGACCACCAGGAGCAGCGGCCCCUCCCAGCACCACGUGACCUAUGACCCUCUGGGGGGCACGGAGCUCAGCUGGUCCGACGACGUGACCUCCGACCCCCCGUCCAGCAAAAACCAAGUCUACACCCCGGUACAGUACGACAGCAAGUUCGGGUACGCCGUUUGAGAAAAGGAGGAGGAGGCGGAGGACGGGAGACGAUCAAAGCUGUGAAGAACAAGAGAAAACGGACAAUUUCUCUCAUCGUAAAUCCAGAAUUUCAAGAUAAUUAGGAAAAAAACUGAUACAUGACUGAAUAUCGAUGGUUAGUUUUGGGAGGAGAUGAAGAGGCUGGAAGGUUCUGCUGCUGCGGUAUAAGGCAGUGGGUCGUUACAUUUUUUGUCACCAAGGUUUGUCCGGCUAACUCAGGUACAAUUUAUGAGUUUGUCAAUUAUUAUGAUUCUGUUUUAUUGUUUUUAUUACACUACAAGUCAAAAGUUCAGCCACAUUUUUACAUUUUUGUUUUGUCUUUAUUUGCGUCUCUGUUUACGUUGUAGAUUCUCACGG